UGUAGAUAGCUGUAUAAACAAGGAAGUCAAAGCUGCUUCACAAGCCCUUCCACAGCUGCAGGUCACAGUGUGUCGCCAUGGCGUCGUCUCUCGUCUCUGCAUUGGAGGAGAAUCUCAAGUGCACACUGUGCCACAGCAUUUACAACACACCGGUGAUUCUCCUCUGCACCCACAGCUUCUGCAAGUCCUGCUUAGAAGAGAACUGGGCUGAACAGAGAGCCAACGAGUGCCCACUCUGCAGGAAGAGGUCGUCCGUGGCGACCCCACCCGUCAACCGCGCACUGAAGAGCGCCUGCGAGUCCUUCCUUCAAGAAAGGAGCCGCAGGAUUACCCACAAGGCCGAGGGGCUGCUGUGCUCGGAGCACGACCUGAAUUUGCAGCUGUUCUGCAUGCAUGAUGAGCAGCUGGUCUGUGCCAAGUGUGUGACAGAACAGCACAACAAUCACAACUUCUGCUCCAUCAGCAAAGCUGCCAGUGAGAACAGGGAGGAGCUCAGAGGUCCUCUUCAGGAGUUACAGGCAAACCAUGUAGCCUUUGCCUCAGAAAAACUCACCUGUGUCUCCAUCUCCCAAGAAAUCCAGUCUCAGUUCAUGAACACGCAGAUGCAGAUAAAGAAAGAAUUUGAGAAGCUUUACAGGUUCCUGAAAGAGGAGGAGGAGAGCAGGCUCGCUGCACUGAAGAAGGAAGAGGAGAGAAAAGCUCAGAAGAUGAAAGACAGGAUAGAAGAGAUGGAUGGAUUCAUGUCUUCUCUCUCUAGAAGGAUCAAACACAUUGAGGAUCAUAUGAAUACUGAGGAUAGUUUAUUCCUAAAAAACCUUAAAGAUGUUGAAGAGAGUGCAGAGUACACAGUGCCAGAUCUAAAAGAGGACCAUGGAGCUCUGAUUGAUGUGUCCAAACAUCUGGGGAAUCUGAGAUACAGAGUGUGGGAGAAAAUGAAGGACAUCUGUCCUUACUAUCCAGUGAUUUUGGAGCCAAACUCUGCAAACAGCCGUCUUCACCUGUCUGCUGAUUUAAUCAAAGUGACCUGUCGGGACACAAAGCAGAACCUCCCCAAUAAUCGUGAAAGGUUUGCUGUAGACCCCGUCAUCCUGGGCUCUGAGUCCCUGGGCUCUGGAACACACAGCUGGGUGGUGGAUGUAGGGGAAAGCGAGAACUGGACCAUUGGACUGGUGAAAGAGUCUGUCAAAAGAAAAGAUAAACUCUCAGUGAGCCCACAGGAUGGAUUCUGGACGAUAAGUCGGAAUGACGGAUCGUACUCGUUCAACACAAGAUAUCUCGGAGCUGAGAGAGUGAGGAGAAUCCGUGUACAGGUGGACUGGAACAAUAACAAGGUGACUUUCACCAACCCUGAAUCCAACAUACAAUUACACACUUAUGCACAUACACGAGAGAAAAUGUAUCCAUAUUUUUCUACAAUCAGUGAUAUCCCACUGAAAAUACUGCCAGCCAAAGUUUCAAUGGCAGUUAGUUAAAAUGCUGCAGAUUUGUCCUGAUCUUUUUAAAAAUAUAACAAGAUAAUUAAGUGUUUCACCAAUUUUUAAAAAAUGAAUAAAAUGUAAUAGAGCAGCGUGACUUGCAGCCACCUUGUCUUUACAAAUAGCAACAACUACUGCCACCCCCUUAAAAAGAACUGUCCCACCACCCCACAAAAUGAGUUACCACAUCAGGCUGAGAAGAACACUGACCCUUCUACCCCAGUCAGAGAGUCUGCACACACUGACCCUUCUACCCCAGUCAGAGAGUCUGCACACACUGACCCUUCUACCCCAGUCAGAGAGUCUGGACACACUGACCCUUCUACCCCAGUCAGAGAGUCUGGACACACUGACCCUUCUACCCCAGUCAGAGAGUCUGGACACACUGACCCUUCUACCCUAGUCAGAGAGUCUGCACACACUGACCCUUCUACCCCAGUCAGAGAGUCUGGACACACUGACCCUUCUACCCCAGUCAGAGAGUCUGGACACACUGACCCUUCUACCCCAGUCAGAGAGUCUGCACACACUGACCCUUCUACCCCAGUCAGAGAGUCUGCACACACUGACCCUUCUACCCCAGUCAGAGAUUCUGCACACAUACCUGCAACACAUGCCGGGGCUGGUUUGUUUGUUUGUUUGUUUAUUUGUUUUUCUUUUCUUUUCUUUUCUUUUCUGAUCUACUACAAGUCAUGAGCUUGAGUACAAAAUAUUCUAUAGAUUCUUAGUAUUCUGUUUCCAUAUUUGUGCCACUUACUGCCUGUCUGAAAACAUUUAACUAGAAUAAUUAAUCCAGUGUGAAUUCUGGGAAACAAAAUAUUUAUAAUCAUAUAGAUAUUUCAGACAUUAUUAUUUAAAUGGAAUAAGUAAUCAUUUAUGUGUAUCUAAUAUUAAUCACCAAAAUACUAAAGCAUGCCUCAUGAUUUACUUGAUUAAAUAUACAUGUAUAUAUAUAGAUUAUACAUUCUUAAUAUGUUUUGGUAAUUACUACUGUAAUAACAAUCAGGUAUGUUAGAAUAUCCAGAAUUGUUUAAAUGUUUUGAAUGUCUUAUAAUACAUUUAUUUUCGGCAUAACUGGUUUGGUUUAUGGUGUAGCAUUUUUAUGUAUAACAUGUUUUCCAUGUUUUAAAAUUUUUCAUGUCUCUUAUGAUUUUGAAAUCUUUGACAUGUUGUCCCUGUCACCGUGUCUGUCCCCAUCAUGCUAUCUGUGCCAUUCGUCUUGUCCCCCCAGGUGUCAGCACCUGUACGUGUCAGAGAGUCUGUCCCUGUGUUUGUUGUUGUCCUGGUCACUGUCAUUCCCCCGGCUGUCCUGCUCGCGCUGGC
Electrophorus electricus (electric eel) is the source of this 2798-nucleotide messenger RNA. Its product is annotated as nuclear factor 7, brain-like. NCBI's taxonomy places the organism in Eukaryota, Metazoa, Chordata, Actinopteri, Gymnotiformes, Gymnotidae. Gene Ontology annotation, molecular function: protein binding; zinc ion binding. The record is from RefSeq and is a predicted model, not a curated record.